Cicer arietinum (chickpea) is the source of this 714-nucleotide messenger RNA. RefSeq lists its product as uncharacterized. The record is from RefSeq and is a predicted model, not a curated record. Gene Ontology annotation, cellular component: Golgi apparatus; endoplasmic reticulum membrane. NCBI's taxonomy places the organism in Eukaryota, Viridiplantae, Streptophyta, Magnoliopsida, Fabales, Fabaceae. Gene Ontology annotation, biological process: calcium ion transport; endoplasmic reticulum calcium ion homeostasis.
ACAUCAUUGUAUAUUAUUGACGUGUAUAAAUAAAUAAAUAUAAAUAUAAAUUAAAAUUGAUCAUGAAAAUUUAUUGAAGUCCAUAAUCGUAAUAAGGCAUCAAUUUUCCCUUUCAAUUCAGUUGCAGCAAUUUUCUUCUUCCAUGGCUUACGUUGAACGAGGUACUGUUAAAUCAAAGAGAUCAAUAUGGCGCCUCAAGACAAUCACUGAUUUUUUCUGGGCCAUUGUUAACUUCAUAGGCAUGUUUUUUGCUACGAUGUUCUCGAUGGAAAAGUCGGAUGCCUACCGGAAAGGUUCUGCUGGUAAGAAAUGGGAUGGUGGUGCCCCUGGUGGUCCUGGUGGUGGUGGUGGUGGUGGUGGGGGACCAUAUGGUGGUGGACCCCGGGGACCUCCCCGCGGUGGUCUUGACAAUGUGCGUGGGCUAGAUAGUAUUAGAGGACGUGACCACAGUUCAUUGCCUGCAUGCGGCUCAUGCUGUGGUUGAGAGUGUUAAGAGAUCCCAUUUGUCUAUAUUUGUUGUUUCUGUAUCUGCUCUUCAACUGGUGUAAUAUGCAAAUAUCUAUAAGACUUUCGUGUUACUUGAGUUUUUGUUGUCUGUUGUUGAUAAUAUCGUGUUACUUGACAUUUAUCUCAAUGCAAAUGGGGUAAUGACACAUUGCUUUUGAAGUGUCUUAAAAUCUUAAACAAUAGUUUUCAAUGGGCAAUUAUUAAUUA